This is a messenger RNA of Rhopilema esculentum, 3717 nucleotides long. NCBI's taxonomy places the organism in Eukaryota, Metazoa, Cnidaria, Scyphozoa, Rhizostomeae, Rhizostomatidae. The record is from RefSeq and is a predicted model, not a curated record.
AUGGCGACGGCAGCACGAUUAGAUUUAUUACCGCUUCCACCGUUCGACCCUGUGUCCGACCCGACGUCCAUAAGCCAACGAUGGCAACAUUGGAAACGCCGUUUCGAAACAUAUUUACUUGCCGUAAAUAUAACUGAUAAUGCUCAGAAACGUGCCUUACUGUUGUACCAAGCAGGUGCCGCCACUCAAGAAAUUUUCGAUUCUCUCCCAGUUGAGCAAGAUGAAGCUACAGAUUACAAGACAGCGUUGGCAAAACUUGACACUUACUUUGCCCCGCAGAAAAAUGUCGACUUUGAAAUUUUUCAAUUUCGCCAAGCCAAACAGAAGAUUGGAGAAACUACUGAUCAAUUUGCUACACGACUUUGCAAACUUGCUACAAAUUGUGAAUUUACAGAUUUAGAUAAGGAAAUUAAAUCUGCGAUUAUGCAAAACUGCUCGUCUAAGCAACUCAGAAGGCUUGCUUUGCGGGAAGAGAAGCUUACACUUGCCGUGUUGUUAUCAAAAACACGUAUUCUGGAAGCCAGCGAUACACAAGCUAAAGAUAUAGAAGAAAGUCUCAUGCAGGUAGAAACUGCCCAGCUGGUUCGUAAGCCUCAGCUGAAAACCUGUUUCAACUGUGGUUUUUCAUGGCCUCACCGUACUUCCCCUUGCCCCGCCAAGACUCAAAGUUGUCGCAAAUGUGGGCGUGUUGGACAUUUUGCUAAAGUCUGUAAAAGCCGCGCGAAACAACCGCGUGCCGUUAAUGACCCGCUUACGCAAGACCAUAAGAAAGGAGGUCAUAAAUUCGCAAAUCAAAAAGGAAAAAUACAUCAUGUACAUGGAAAAGCACCUCAACAUACACAAGAGCCUACUCCAGAGUCUAGCAGCGACGAAGGUUAUUUGUUUACGUGCGAUGAUCAACGCGAAAUAAAGAUGCCACAAGUCCGUGUAAAAAUUAAUAACACCCCUGUGAAAAUGAUUUUGGAUACAGGAGCAUCGAUCGAUAUUUUGGAUGAAUCAACAUUUCAUCAGGUCAAGGCAGCUAAGAAUAUCCAUCUUUCUCGUUCAACGACAAAGCUUUUUGCAUAUGGUUCUGAACAACAGCUUCCAGUUUUGGGAAAAUUUCAUGCCACGAUCGAAACAAAGGACCGAAUCGCGCCCGUUUGCCUACAUGUGGUUCGGGGAAAUUCUGGAUCUUUGCUCAGUUACACAACGGCUGCUGACUUAAAUUUGAUUCAGAUUAAGCUAAAUGCAGUGAAAACAGGACAAUCUACCCCUGCCACUACCGAGAAUUUGGAAGCCACAUACCCGAAACUAUUUGAUGGAAUAGGAAAGCUUAAAGACCGUGAAAUCAAACUGCAUAUCGAUAGCACCGUUCCGCCGGUGGCUCAGCCCGCUCGACGUAUACCAUUUCAUUUGCGGAAGAAAGUGUCGGAAACUCUGCGUGAUUUGGAAGACCAAGGCAUUAUUGAAAAAGUGGCAGAAACAAGCACCCCCUGGAUAUCACCCUUGGUCGUAAUUCCAAAAAACGACGGAACUGUUCGCUUAUGCGUGGACAUGAGAAUGCCUAACCGCGCGAUUCAACGGGAACGCCACCCUAGCCCUACCAUCGACGACCUUAUACACGCGUUAAAUGGUGCUACAGUUUUUUCCAAGUUAGAUCUUCGCUCUGGUUACCACCAACUGGUUUUAUCAGAAGAAAGCCGUCACAUCACUACUUUCGCUACUCAUAAAGGGUUACGAAGAUAUACACGUCUUAACUUUGGAACGUCGUCAGCAAGCGAAAUUUUUCAGAACGCCGUUUACGAACAAAUUCGGAAUAUUGAGGGUGCCGUAAAUAUCAGCGACGAUGUUAUCAUUUAUGGUAACACCCAAAACGAUCACGACCGCGCGUUACAUGCGGUAUGCAAACGAUUCCAAGAUAUGGGGUUGACGUUAAACAAGGCAAAGUGCGAGUUAAACAAAAAGGAGAUCACGUUUUUUGGCUAUGUGUUUUCUGACAAAGGAAUCUCUGCCGACCCCCAGAAAGUUCAUGCAAUUCACAACGCCCCGCCGCCACAGUCAGUCAAGGAUAUUCGCAGUUUCUUAGGGAUGGCAAACUACUGUGCAAAAUUUAUUUCACAAUUCAGUGAUAUCAGCGAGCCCUUGCGAAACUUAACAAAGAAAAACAGUGUUUUCCGGUGGACCCCUAAGGAACAAAAGUCGUUCGAUAACAUCAAGUUGGCAUUGACUAGUGACAAGGAUUACGAUUUUGAAAUUGUUUAUAAACAAGGAGCUCAAAACCCUUCGGAUUUCUUGUCAAGACACACCUUUACGGAUACAACUAGUAAAUCUCAGUCAUCAACAGCCGACAAAUACGUCAAUUUUCUCGCUCGUCAUGCUGUUCCGAAGUCUAUGGACUACAAAGAAAUUCAAGAUGCCACAUUCGCAGACCAAACCUUGCAAGCUCUCAUACGCCUUAUUCAUGAUAAUUCGUGGAACAACAUUCGAAGUAUGCAAUCACCUGACGUUGAUAAAGAGGAAUUAAACUUAUUUGCUAAAAUAAGAAGCGAAUUAACUGUCAAUGAUGAUGCAAGCCUAAUUCUGCGAGGAUCACGAAUUGUUCUUCCUAAAUUUCUCCGCCAUAGAGCCAUAGCAAUUGCUCACGAAGGACAUCAAGGGAUCGUCAAAACCAAACAACUUCUACGAGAGAAAAUUUGGUUUCCUAACAUCGAUAAAUCUGUCAAAGAUGUGCUUGCAAAUUGUUUACCCUGCCAAGCCAUUGGUCCGGAAAAUAGGCCUGCCCCAUUACAUAUGAACGAAUUGCCUCCGAAGCCCUGGCAUACUGUACACAUUGAUCACUGUGGACCGUUUCCUACCGGAGAAUAUAUUCUCGUGGUCAUCGAUGCUUACUCUCGAUUCCCAGAAGUGGACAUUGUGCAUUCCACAUCAGCCUCUGCGACAAUUGCUAAACUCGAUCGAAUUUUCGCAACACAUGGAUUGCCCCACGUAGUUAAAAGUGACAAUGGCCCACCAUUUAACAGUGCUGACAUCAAGGAUUACAUGAAAGAAAAUGGCAUACAUUUUCAACCCAUAACACCGUUGUGGCCCCAAGCCAAUUCCGAAGCUGAGAACUUUAACAAACCAAUGACUAAAGCCAUCAAAGCAGCACAAGUGGAGGGGAGAAAUUGGAAGAAAGAGCUUUACAGAUUCGUUCUAAAUUACCGUGCCACUCCACAUACAACAACAAAAUAUCCUCCAGCACAGCUACUUUUUCAUCGCAAAAUUCGGAUAAAGUUGCCAGACACAGUGGAAAAGAGUCUAUCGCCCUUGGACGAAGAUAUUCGCAAAAACGACACACAGGCAAAGGCAAUGAUGAAGCAAAAUGCGGACCGGAAAAGAGGAGCUAAGGAACGUAAAAUGAGUAUUGGCAAUCUGGUACUAAUUCGACAAAGAAAAAGAAACAAGUUAACAUCCAAAUUCGAUCCGAAGCCUUUUCGUAUAGUACGAAUAAAAGGAACGAUGAUCACAGCUUGUAGAAAUGGACAUUACGUAACAAGGAACAUUUCAUUUUUUAAGCCAAUUCAGGAAAGAAAGGAUUUGGAAUUUUACAAUGAUGCGGAUGAUGAAGAAUCAUUAGAACUACCUGCGACCGGAGAAGGACAGCAAGAAGAAGCAGACACCCAGAAUAACGCCAGAUAUCCACAAAGAAUUAGAAGAAGAGUUCAAAGAUAUGGACAAAACAUUUACGAUACGUAA